Molecule: messenger RNA, 1541 nt
Organism: Dufourea novaeangliae
Lineage: Eukaryota; Metazoa; Arthropoda; Insecta; Hymenoptera; Halictidae
Gene: Nurf-38
Product: inorganic pyrophosphatase
Exons: 8
Coding region: 23-1027 (334 amino acids)
Biological process (GO): phosphate-containing compound metabolic process
Cellular component (GO): cytoplasm
Molecular function (GO): magnesium ion binding; inorganic diphosphate phosphatase activity
Source: RefSeq, a predicted model, not a curated record
GUCGCGACCGACAGAUGCCAGGAUGUCGCUGAUAAUGUUGCACGUGUUACGUUGCCAAGGUUUAAAUAAGUUGUUGGUCGCUCCGUUCAGAUUAGAAGUGACCGGCAGACUCGUUGCAUCACGACCGCGUCCUCCAUCCAAGAAAUUCGUGAGAAGCAUGCCGUACACAACGAUCGAGAGGGGUUCGUUGAACAGCACGGAUUACAGGCUUUAUUUCAGAAAUGAAGUUGGUCCAAUUUCACCCAUGCAUGACAUUCCACUUUAUAAUGAUGAAAGCAAUAAAAUAGUAAACAUGGUAGUUGAAAUACCAAGAUGGACAAAUGCAAAGAUGGAGAUCAAUUUAAAAGAAACAUUGAAUCCUAUUAAACAGGAUGUCAAGAAGGGAAAAUUAAGAUAUGUUGCUAAUUGCUUCCCACACCAUGGAUACAUAUGGAAUUAUGGUGCCUUACCACAGACAUGGGAAAAUCCUGAAGUUUUGGAUGAAGCAACUGGUUGCAAAGGAGACAAUGAUCCCAUUGAUGUCCUUGAAGUUGGAUACAGAGUUGCUAAAAGGGGUGAAGUUUUGAAAGUAAAAGUUCUUGGUGCUGUAGCACUUAUUGAUGAAGGUGAAACUGACUGGAAAAUAAUAGUUAUUGACAUUAAUGAUCCUCUGGCAGAGCAGAUGAAUGAUAUAACCGACAUUGAAAAACAUUACCCGGGUCUGAUGAAAGCAACCAUUGAAUGGUUCAAAAUCUACAAAAUACCGGAUGGUAAACCGGAGAAUCAAUUUGCGUUUAAUGGCGAGGCAAAGCCAAAAGACUUUGCAUUGCACAUAGUGGAAGAAGUACACCAACAUUGGCAGAAUCUCAUUAAACGGGAAGCACCUGCAGGAGGGAUUGCAUGUACGAACUUAACUGUCACGGGCAGCCCGUUCAAAGUUACUUCAAAUGUCGCUGAAGAAAUACUAGAAAAGGCUCCACCACAGUCAGUAGAGCCUCAACCAGUGGAUCCAAUUGUUAAUAAGUGGCAUUACGUACAUCUUAAGUGAGGAAACGACGGGAUAUUUUCUCAUGAGAGCAUCAUUAGAUAUCUACACAUACUUGCUUGUUUUGCUGGCACAUGACGGAAUACCACGUAUUAUUUCCAUGAGUUGCUUCGUCCUACAUUUUUGAUACAUCCACACUAGUUCUAAAUAGUUAAAUAUUGCAGCGUGUGCUUGCAGUACUGAAACAAGCAAUAUUUAUCUAUCUCAUUGAAACAUGACAGUUCAGUUGUACAUGUCCUUUAUUAUUUAUUGAAAUAUAAUAAUAUGGAAAAAGACGAUUGUCUAUGAACAUCGGAUCGGACUACGUGUACAAAGUUAAUAUUCACUAUGAUUUAAUAAUUUAUGAAAUCUUGUUCCUGUACUGUAUGUACAUACUCAUAAUGGGUUCUAGGAAAAUGAACAUACUCCUGUCUAAGGUUGUGAUACAACUUCCCAUAAGUAUAGAAGAGAUGGGUAAUUUAAUUAAAUAAAAUUUUAUUUUUCUUCCUAGUAUUUGUUACAUCACUGGUUCAUGUAA